UCCGGGUCCUUGGCGGCGGGCGCUGCGGCCUCGCGACCCAAAGACAGACAGAGAGACGGAGAGAGGGAGGGAGGCCCAGCGCCGGAGCAGAGCCGGAGCGCCUUCGUCGUCGUCGUCGGGGCCGCGGAGAGCCCCUUCCCCUCCCGGAAUGGCGCUGGGCCCUUGAGGCCGGCAUUGGCUCCAUGGAGGCGGCUUCGGCGGCGUGCGAGGAGGAAGGGCGCGCCCGGCCCCGUCCGGAACCUGCGGCAGUUAUGUUGACGCCUGGGUGGACUUUGAUCACUGGAGGCUUGAGAACUUAGCUGAAGCUGCUCUUCAUACCCAAAGGCUGAGGGAGCAGACAAGAGGCUUGAACCUUGAAGAGGGUCGUUAACUCUAAGAUGUCCUUGAGCAGUGGAGCUUCCGGAGGGAAAGGAGUGGAUGCAAACCCAGUUGAAACGUAUGACAGUGGGGAUGAAUGGGACAUUGGAGUAGGGAAUCUCAUCAUUGAUCUGGACGCAGAUUUGGAGAAGGACCAACAGAAAUUGGAAAUGUCAGGCUCCAAGGAAGUGGGGCUACCAGCACCGAAUGCUGUGGCAACACUGCCAGAGAAUAUCAAGUUUGUGACCCCAGUGCCAGGUCCACAGGGCAAAGAAGGCAAAUCCAAAUCCAAACGGAGUAAGAGUAGCAAGGACAGUAGCAAGACUGCCCCAGGAUCCUCUCUGUUUACUCCAAGUGAAGGGACCAGUGGAAAGAAGGAGGCUCAGGGGCGCCCUGGGGAUGGCAUGAACUCUGGUGGCUUGGUGGCUGCCAUUGCCCCAAAGGGCUCUGAGAAAUCGGCCAAAGCUUCUCGCAGUGUGGCCAACGCAAAGAAGGAGAAGGAAGGGGGUUCGUCCAAGAGUAAGAAGGAAAGGAGUGAGGGUGCGGGUGCUCCAGCAGAAAAGGAGCCCAGUGUACUCCAACCUCUUGCUUUGGCUGUCAGGGUUGGUCAGUAUGAUGGUAGCCAAGGAUCAGAGCCUUCUGCUACUGCUGCUGAGCAGCUUGGAGGUAUAGCUAUUGACACAGGAUCUGCACUCAAUCCUUUGGGAGUUAAAUCAGAGCUGGAAGAUGGUGACAGUGAAUGUCGACAGCUCAAAAAAGUCAAAUCGGAGAAGAUGGAGUCUCCAGUGUCCACCCCUGCAGUGCUACCAUUGCAUCUUCUUGUCCCUGUUGUCAACAGUGAUAUAUCAUCACCAUGUGAGCAGAUAAUGGUACGCACUCGCUCUGUAGGGGUAAACACCUGUGAUGUGGCACUGGCUACUGAACCAGAGUGCUUGGGCCCCUGUGAACCUGGCACCAGUGUCAAUCUGGAGGGUAUCGUGUGGCAGGAGACAGAAGACGGUAUGCUGGUGGUGAAUGUCACCUGGCGGAAUAAGACUUAUGUGGGCACACUCCUGGACUGCACACAGCAUGACUGGGCGCCACCAAGGUUUUGUGAUUCUCCCACCAGUGAUCUGGAGAUGCGAAAUGGUCGAGGGAGAGGGAAGCGCAUGCGGCCCAACAGCAACCCCCCAGUGAAUGAAAACACAGCAGCCUCAGACAGCAAAGGGACCAGCAACAGUAGCAAAACAAGGGCAGGGGCCAACAGCAAGGGACGCCGAGGCAGCCAGAACUCAUCGGAGCAUCGCCUUCCACCCAGUGGCACUUCUGAGGAUGUCAAGGCCAGCCCUUCAUCUGUGACCAAGCGGAAAAGCAAGCCCCUCUCUGACAUGGAAGUGAAUUCCAGUUCUGAGGAUUCCAAGGGAAGCAAACGCGUCCGUACUAACUCCAUGGGCUCAGCUGCUGCACCUUUGGUGGCAGCGGCGGCGGCAGCAGCAGCAGCAGCCUCAACGACAGUCAAAGUGGAACCUGCCAUUCUGGAUAGAAACUGUCCCUCCCCCAUACUCAUUGAUUGCCCCCACCCCAACUGUAGCAAAAAGUACAAGCACAUUAAUGGACUCAAGUAUCACCAGGCUCAUGCACAUACCGAUGAUGACAGCAAACCUGAGGCUGAUGGAGAUAGUGAGUAUGGUGAGGAGUCAUCUCUUCCAGCUGAUCUGGGCAGCUGCAAUGGUGCUUCCAGUAGCCAGAAAGGUUCUUUAUCUCCAGCUCGAUCAACUACCCCCAAAAUACGGCUAAUAGAACCACACAGUCCCUCACCAUCAAGCAAGUUCAACCCCAAAGCUACUUGUAAGAAGAAGCUGGGUGGCGAGGGGGACCCAGACUCUGGUGCUCUGUCGAAUGAUGGCUCUGAUGGCCCUUCGAUAGCUGAUGAGACAAGCAAUGAUGGCUUUGACUCAAUGGAGAAGAGGAGCAGUGACAAGGAGAAAGCCAAAAAGCCUGUCAGUAUCAAGCCUGAGAAGGUAUCUUCAAAGAGCAUCAAGUCUGCUCGACCCAUAGCUCCAGCUAUACCACCUCAGAUCUACACCUUUCAGACAGCCACAUUCACUGCUACCAGCCCUGUCUCCUCCACAGGCCUCACCACCACAGUUGUUCAGGCCAUGCCCAACAGUCCCCAGCUGAAGCCCAUUCAACCCAAGCCAACUGUAAUGGGAGAGCCCUUCACAGUUAGUCCAACACUUACUCCUGUCAAGGACAAGAAGAAGAAGGACAAGAAGAAGAAAGAGUCCAAGGAAAUGGAGAGCCCCCUGACUCCUGGAAAAAUAUGUCGAGCUGAGGAAGGGAAGAGCCCCUUCCGAGGUGAGCCCAGUGACAUUGGGGCUAAAGGGGAGGGACUUUUGAAUGGCUCCUCUGACCCCCACCAGAGCCGUCUUGCCAGCAUCAAAGCAGAGGCAGAUAAGAUCUACAGUUUUACCGACAAUGCCCCAAGCCCAUCCAUUGGAGGUGCCAGCCGACUAGACAGUGCGGCACCCACACAGCCCUUGACUCCACUUCAUGUUGUCACCCAAAAUGGUGCAGAAGCUAGUUCUGUGAAAACCAAUAGCCCUGCCUAUUCUGACAUCUCAGAUGCAGGGGAGGAUGGAGAGGGUAAACUAGAUAGCAUGAAAGCAAAGGACCCUGAGCAGCUUGCUAAGGAAGGAGCCAAAAAGGCCCUUUUUUCCUCUCAGCCCCAAAACAAAGAGUCUCCUUAUUAUCAAGGUUUUGAGGCUUACUACUCACCAGGCUAUGCACAGUCAAGUCCAGGCCCAAUAAAUCCCAACAGUCAAGCCUCAGUUGAUGGCCAGGCUCUGAAACUAAAGAAAGAUGAAGAGCCACCAAGCCCAGAGGUGAAGGUGAAGAAUGAGGCUUGUGAGGAGAAGAAGGCAGAGCUUGGCCCCUCCAGCCAGCAGCCUUCUGUCAUCCAGCAGAGAUCCAACAUGUACAUGCAGUCUCUCUACUAUAACCAGUAUGCCUAUGUGCCUCCUUAUGGGUACAGUGAGCAAGGGUAUCAUGCCCACCUGCUAAGCACUAACCCAACAUACCGACAGCAGUAUGAAGAUCAGCAAAAGCAGCGUCAGGCCCUGGAGCAACAGCAGCGUGGAAUGGACAAGAAAGUGGAGCUGGGCUUGAAGGAGCGAGAAGUAGCACUCAAGGAGGAUUGGAAGCAGAAGCCAUCACUCCCACCUACUCUGACUAAAGCACCCAGUCUGACUGACUUAGUCAAAUCUGGACUCAGCAAAGCCAAGGAUCAGGGAGGUGAUCUGGCCAAGUCUGUCAUUAUUCCUAAGUUGGAGGAUUCUUCGAAGCUCCAAGGACAGGCUGCAGAAGGCCUCAAAGGAAAGCUAAAUGAAAGCCAUCUUAGCAAAGAAACAGCAGAGUCAAAGUCUGGUUUGGACUGUGGCCGGCAGGCUGAAGUGGAUCCAGUACUCUGGUACAGACAGGAGACAGAGCCCCGAAUGUGGACCUAUGUGUACCCUGCUAAAUACUCUGACAUCAAAACAGAAGAUGAGCGGUGGAAAGAAGAGAGGGAUCGGAAGUUAAAGGAAGAAAGGAGUCGCAGUAAAGAAUCUCUUGCUAAGGAGGAUGGGAAGGAGAGUACAAGUUCUGACUGCAAAGUGCCCUCCAGUGAAGAGUCACGUUUACUGGGGAAGGAGCCCAGACCUAGCAGCCACGUGCCAGUGUCCUCACCCCUCAGUCAACAUCAGUCCUACAUCCCUUACAUGCAUGGCUACUCCUACAGCCAGUCGUAUGACCCUAACCAUCCCAGCUACCGUGGCAUGCCCACUGUCAUGAUGCAGAACUACCCAGGUUCUUACCUGCCCUCCAGUUACUCCUUCUCCCCAUACGGCAGCAAAUCCUCAGGAAAUGAGGAGAGUGAGAAAUCCCGAGCCAGCCCUAGCAUUGGUUGCAAAUCUAGUUCUGAAUCCAAGGCCCUGGACAUCUUGCAGCAGCACGCCAGCCACUACAAGAGCAAGUCCCCAACAAUAGGUGAAAAGGCCUCUCAAGAGCGCAGUGGCUGUGGGGUGGGAGGAAGCAGUGCAGGCUGCAGCGGUGUAGGGGGACCCAGUGGUGCUGAGAGAAGCGUUGACCGGCCCCGCUCCUCUCCUUCACAGCGUCUGAUGUCCACACAUCACCAUCACCAUCACCUGGGCUACUCACUGUUACCGACUGCCCAGUACAACCUGCCCUAUGCAACAGGUCUUUCAUCCACAGCCAUUGUUGCCAGUCAGCAAGGCUCUGCUCCUUCAUUAUAUCCCCCGCCCAGGAGGUGAAAAUGGACAUGAUGUGAUGGAUAACCUAGGCUAUACCAAGCCAUGUGACUGGCUCACAUGAGGAAGCAUUGGAAAUUGCAUUAGACAUCAGUUGAAUGGUGUUGAUUGUUCUGCGUGAUGAUCCUGCCAUAAUGUGAGGCAGACUCUGCCCCCUUCCCUUUUGAACCCAAGCUGAGCCCCCCCCCCCCCCAUGUGUGAGUUGUGGAGCUAGAACUUGCAGAAGUAUUUAUUCACCUGACUUGGGGUUGACGGGCUGAUAUCCAGAACUCCUCUGGAACAGGGAUUUUGUGGUGGCAAGCCAAGUGGUGUGGCAUCACAGGAUACUUGGAAUACUGGGAAGGGAAGGCACGCCCUGGACUGUAUCCAUGACUCUCUUGUUCCUGAACUGCAACCAAGACAGCUACCUUCAGGGCUGGCUGAAGUUGAAGAGAAGAUCCAGAUUGUGUAUUUUUACUAGUGAUAAAUGUUUCCUUGGCACAAAGGGGUAGGCAGGCUCCAGCAAAGACCACGAAAGAGAUGAUUCUGCUGCUUCUGCUGGCCUGAGAAAUGGGAAGUUGGGAGCAUGGGGUAAAGAAGCAUAGCUUGCAACAGACACAAGCCAGCUAUGUGCUCCACUGUCAAGAACAAUACUGAAAUCUUUUAUAGCACUUUGCCUCUAGGACUGUGGCUCCCUCAUGCACCCUGAAAAGCCCUUUGUUCCACUGGCUGGGUUUUUUUUAAGCAUCUCUCCCUGCUGGCAGGACUUGUGUGUUGCAAGCAGCAGAUGCUGCUUUGCUCUAUAGCACAAAAUAUGCAUUCAGUUCUGCAUCAAACUGGGCAUUUUAGCAGGCAGGUCCUGCUGCUGUUGGGAUGGGUUUCCACUGCUGCCUAGUCAUCUUGCCUCACUCAGCUGGGAGACUGCUGACUGCCUGUCUUCCCCAAUCCCUUUCCUCUCUUAAUAAAAGUUCUUGUUUCCACAAGAAGAGAGUGUGCAGAUGGGGCUGGAUGCAUUUCAGGCAUGCAGUUCUUCAUUCUCUACAGUUGCAAGACCAUCCUUUCCCAGCAGGGAGUGAACAGGUGGAUGCUGGGACUGUGAGAUUUAAGAGUGGGUGCUCUUGAUCUUGCUGAGAUGAAGAAAGUAGUCCUAGUAAUUAAGUGGCUGCUCACUCAUAAAAACUCAUAAAGCUGCAAGGUUUACUAACAUUGGUCUGAGGCAGUGAAGGAUUGAUCUGUGGCCAAAUGCCCCAUGGGCUUUGAGACUUGACUAAUUCCAGUGGGGAGGAAAUGCAUUCCCCAGCAUCAUGGGUUGAUGGUCUGAAUUCCUCACCCCCAAGCCCUUGCCAGUGUUCCUCCUGAAUCUUCCAGUUGGAACUCUGCCUAUUUUCAUGGGGAUUUCCUUCCUCUUUCAUGCAGGGUAGUCACCUCUUAAUAGCAGUCAAGGGAGGUCUUUUUUGCCCUAUUUAGCCAAAUGAUAAGGAGUGGGUGCUGUAUUUCUGCCCCAACAAUGCAAGUCUCCAGCUCUCUUUCUGUUCCUGUCUGUAUGUUGUGUGAGGCCACCCUCUGCCUCUUGGAUUUUGUAUAUACUGUAAAAAGGAAUUGUUUGAAACUUCUUGUUGUUGUUUCUUUCUCACCCCUGGGGUCUCAUAUAUAUCCAUACAAGUAAAAAACAUUUUCUUUUAUAA
This is a messenger RNA of Sceloporus undulatus (fence lizard), 6307 nucleotides long. RefSeq names its product zinc finger protein 609 (gene ZNF609). Gene Ontology annotation, cellular component: nucleus. The coding region runs from base 378 to 4646 and encodes 1422 amino acids. The transcript is spliced from 10 exons. The record is from RefSeq and is a predicted model, not a curated record. Lineage: Eukaryota; Metazoa; Chordata; Lepidosauria; Squamata; Phrynosomatidae. Gene Ontology annotation, biological process: regulation of transcription by RNA polymerase II.